Messenger RNA from Pelobates cultripes (western spadefoot toad), 709 nucleotides. NCBI's taxonomy places the organism in Eukaryota, Metazoa, Chordata, Amphibia, Anura, Pelobatidae. The record is from the annotation of a GenBank genome assembly.
AUGAUGCGCUCUCCUCGUACAGCUCACACACGUGGCCUCCAUGACACCCAUUCAGUCCGUGUGACAUCCCACAUCACAUCAUCGCUAAUCCCCGGCUUCUCCCCAUUCCCGGGCUCGCGCGCUGUUCCCCCGCCACUGAGUACACCACGCGCACGAGCGCCAUUCAAUCUCACAGCCCGGGACACAGGCGCCAGGUUUGCGCGUGACGUCACCACGUCUCUCAAGGCGCAUGCGACUUGCCCUUUCCACCGGUAUCCCAUAGUAAUAACAAGCAACCGGUGGAGAGGCGGGGGGAGUCCUGAAUCCAUCACCUCCUGGCAGUGCGUGCGAGCAGGUGAGCGGAGUUGGGGAGGCUGGGCAUGUACUAUGCUUCUAACAUACACCAAUGGGCCAGUUAUAGCAAUUCCAUAAACUUGUGCCAGAACUCUGUGUGCAGUACGCUGUGUUAGUAUUUGUUGUGCAGUACGCGCAGUUUGUAGUUGCUGUGCAGUAUGCUAUAUGUAUUGUAUUUAUUGUGCAGUGCUCAGUGUGUAGUUGCUGUGCAGUGCGCUCAGUGUGUAGUUGUGCAGUGGGGAGGGCACCAUGGCAGAUGUGAACAUGUUGUAUUAUUAUUAUUAUUAUUAUUUAUUUAUUUAUUUGCAUUUUAGUACCUGAGAAGAUCCUGUUGAGAGCUUUAUCUGUGACUCCUUUAAUACAACUUUCAAGCUAG